AUGUCACAUUAUGGUACCAUUAUUGUCACAUGCCCCCCACCUCCUACCCCCAGUGCCCCGGUCCCUCUCAGAGCUGAUAUCUUGCCUCAGCAGGGUCAGCCCGUUAGGACGCUGGAUUCCCAAAGCCGGGGAGCGGCAUGUGGAACCCAGGGUGCGCUUGCUGCCCAGGGGGAGCCCACGUGGAGUGCAAGGCCUGGUGUGUUCCUCUCUGCGGAAAGAAUGCCCCCUCUGUGGGCCCCGGGCCAGGAGCCUCAGACCUGCCAUGCUGCUCUCUGCUCAACUCUGUGGCUGGGACUUUGUGUCUACAGACGGAUCAAGGCAGGCUCGCAGGCAAAUAGCAAGUGA
Pipistrellus nathusii (Nathusius's pipistrelle) is the source of this 345-nucleotide messenger RNA. Lineage: Eukaryota; Metazoa; Chordata; Mammalia; Chiroptera; Vespertilionidae. The record is from the annotation of a GenBank genome assembly.